AUGAGCGGUAGCUCUAGCCAGUCUACUCGUACGAGUCCAGGGUCUUUUGGAACCACGCAACUCACCGAGUCCGUGUCAUCUGGUUCAUCGCCCCCACAGCAGUCGCUCCCGUCCUCUUCUCAGGCGCCGUUGUCGUCUCAGCAUGCGAUGUCGACCGACGUGUAUAGCCCGACUGCGUCGCAAACGCCAUCUCUGAACACUUUCGCCUACCCCUUUUCCCCCAUCGGUACCUCCGCCUCCUUCGACAACAACAUGCGCUUGGGGGACUCCGAUCGCAAUAUGCAGGGUCUGAAUGGCCUGGGUCGCGCCGGUAACGGAGGCGCGAUUCUCAUGCGCAAGCUGCCCCGAAACACCAGUCGCGAAGCGCUCCGCAGCAUGCUACUGUUCGCCAAAGACUUUGUGGACGCGGAUUUCAUCCCCCUGGAUCUGCCAGAAGACGAGGGAUUCUUGACCGCGAUCGCGCGCUUUAUAUCACUCCCCGCUGCCGAAGAGGCCAGAAAUCUCCUCGAUGGCAAGCCCAAUUCCAAAAAUGACGCCAACAUGAUCGUGGAAAUGUACCCGGGCCCCAUGGCAUCGAACCUGUCGAACGCGCGUCGCAACACCAUCGACCACACUGCGAGCCGUGCGCUGAUGGGGGUCUCUUCGAACGGUCCUCUUGCGCGCCAGUCCUCGCGAUUCAAUGGUACUUUCCAGAGCCUCGAGAGACUUUCCAACGCAAACCCCAAUCAGGCCAUCGGCGACGGUCUCCAUCAAAAUGAAACGGGAUCGCGUAUGCACAGCCUUUUCUCCCCACAUUCUCCGAUCGGAAACGGCAUCGAUAACUUGCCUCGCAUAACCGGCAAGUCCAUGAUUGAUGAGGACCCAGACGAGGAGACUGGUGAGCUACUCAAAGAUCCGGUAGGAUAUGCAGAGAAUGGCCAUACCACCGGUAUCUCCGCUGGGCGCCGGGCGACCAACCCAUCGAUUCCGACCAACCGCUUCGCAAACUUGUCCUUGUCGACCAACAUGUCAUCUCCGCCUUUGCCCAACUAUCCAUCAGGUGGUGGGCAGCGCAUGGGCAGUGGAACCCCCUCAUCUGCAUACCCCAACCAGGGUCAUAAUUUCCCGUACAACGCUCAGCACACGCCGCGCCAUAGCCUUCCCGCUGCGAACCCUAAUGAUCUGAACCCACCUUGCAACACAUUGUACGUGGGUAACUUGCCACCGGACACCUCUGAAGAGGAGCUCAAGGCACUCUUCUCCAAACAGCGUGGGUAUAAACGACUCUGCUUCCGCAACAAGCAGAAUGGUCCCAUGUGCUUUGUUGAGUUCGACGAGGUCGCCAUGGCGAGCAAGGCUCUUAAUGAACUUUAUGGCUACAAGUUGUCAAACAGCGUGAAGACUGGUAUCCGUCUCAGUUUCUCAAAGAACCCGCUCGGUGUUCGCUCCGGUCAACCAGGUAGCAUGAACUCAUCCAACUCGGUCUCUGGACAAGGCGCAGUCCCCGGAGGCAGCAACUUGAGUGGAAUUCAUAACAACAUGUUCUCCGCUGUCAACGGCCCCCCUCCAGGCCUGGCAGCACCCCCUGGCCUUGGCAUGUCCCUUCCCGCCCCGCCCAUGCGUCACGGGAACAACAUGCACACCCCGGUCAACCCACACGCCGGGUUGAUGAACAACAACGCUUCUUACAACCCAAACUCGGGUCUUGGCAUUCGGAACGGAGCCAACUCUAUGAUGAUGUCGCCUCCGCCUCCUGGAAGCGCCGGUGGAAACGGCAACGCGACACCAAACCUCAAUGGCUAUAAUUCUUUCUACCCCGACUACAUGAUGGGCCGUUAA
This is a messenger RNA of Penicillium brevicompactum, 1818 nucleotides long. RefSeq lists its product as uncharacterized. The record is from RefSeq and is a predicted model, not a curated record. The coding region runs from base 1 to 1818 and encodes 605 amino acids. Gene Ontology annotation, molecular function: mRNA binding. The transcript has a single exon. Lineage: Eukaryota; Fungi; Ascomycota; Eurotiomycetes; Eurotiales; Aspergillaceae.